Messenger RNA from Hyalella azteca, 1408 nucleotides. RefSeq lists its product as uncharacterized. The transcript is spliced from 4 exons. The coding region runs from base 19 to 1071 and encodes 350 amino acids. The record is from RefSeq and is a predicted model, not a curated record. NCBI's taxonomy places the organism in Eukaryota, Metazoa, Arthropoda, Malacostraca, Amphipoda, Hyalellidae.
ACAAAAAAAAUAACAAAAAUGCUUCCAACUUCCAAAACUAAAAUUUCUGGAAAUGACACAUCACUAGCACCUGCAGGUGAUGAGGUAUUACUCUCAAACAAUCCCAAAUCAACUACACCUAAGUCUGAUAGAAGAAAAAAAAAGGGCAGCAAAAAUGUAGCUACUUCUGCUAUUUCUCAACAAUUGCAAAUGGACAACUUGAUUGUGUCAUCUGAGCUGUCAGCCAAUAGUCUCCCUUUAAAGGCAGACAGAUACAAUGGACUUGUGACCACGGGUAGAAAGAAAAUCUUGUCACGCAAGGAGCUGAGAGCUCUCCAAGCAUCUAAAGAUGUUUCUUCAGGACAUGAAGAAGGCUUGACAUUGGCAGCAGGGAAAAAUGGUGACCGCUUGCUAGUUGGCGGAGAGAGGCCUGGUGGAGGAACUCCUGCUCGGGCUUGCUCAACUCCUAAAGAAAGUCAACCCUCAAGUACUAGAAGAAAAGUAAAAUUCAAUGUUGAAAAUAGUUGUCUUCUCACCAAAUCUAAGUCACAACAAAUAACAGGGGUUCUUGUGAAAAGUGUACAGCUAUUUUUCUCUUUGAGUAAAAGUUGGACCAAGAACAAGAGAGAAGGAAGAAUCAGCUUGCAAAAUUUUGUUGGUCUCAAGAUUGACAAUGAAGGGAGAAUUGCCAAGGAGCUUGACUACAGAGCUAUGAUUUACCUCACAGACUUUUCUGAUGUGAUCAACUCAAUGGUACAAAUAUGUGACUCAAUGAAAGACAGCUUGCAGUCCAUUAAAAAUCUUGGAGUCAGCAGGGAAGUGGCUGUAACCUUCAAGCCUUUUGAUGUGCAGCCUUUCUCAACCAUAGUUUGCACUCUGGUCGAUUGCUACAAGAGGUACUGCAACGACUACGACUACAAGAGAGCUGCGUGCACAAAGCUCAUGAAUGCCUGCUUCCAUGAGGAUGACAGUGAAGAUUGCAUUAGACAACUCAACAACAUUGUUAACAUCUGGACCUCGGAUGUGCACCUGAACAAUAUUAACACUCAUAUUAUUGCUCUCUAUGUUCAGAUUGACGGACUUGGUCUAUGACUGAAUUAGUUAAUUUUUGUAUAUGUAUUUAUUCAGUAAGGUUUACUUAAUACACACUUGACUUAACUUGAUGAUAUAAAAUACAUAGCAAAGCAAUUAAGGUAAGAAUAAUUUUCAAGCUGCAAUGUGAUUUAUAGAACAAAUGGGUGUUGAUGAGUAACUGUGUCUGGCAAUAUAUUUGUUGAAGGUUUUCAAGGUGCAAUGAGGUAAGAAAUAUUCAACUUGGGCAUCAUUCAAAUAAGUGAUAUUUAAUAUAAUCUGGUGUAUGGUCAUGGUCAUAUUCUCAGUAUGAAGGUUUGUGUUGAAUUUUAAGCUACGCUACAUGAUUAGUUAAAGU